Molecule: messenger RNA, 1733 nt
Organism: Entelurus aequoreus (snake pipefish)
Lineage: Eukaryota; Metazoa; Chordata; Actinopteri; Syngnathiformes; Syngnathidae
Gene: cpne4a
Product: copine IVa
Exons: 15
Coding region: 1-1662 (553 amino acids)
Biological process (GO): cellular response to calcium ion
Cellular component (GO): plasma membrane
Molecular function (GO): calcium-dependent phospholipid binding
Source: RefSeq, a predicted model, not a curated record
AUGAGUGACAUCUACGAGUCGGCGGCCCACUCCUUGGGUCUGUUCGACAGUCCGUGUCUGACCAAAGUGGAGCUGCGGCUCACCUGCAAAGCCAUCUCCGACCGCGACGCUCGGUCCAAGCCGGACCCGUGCAUCGUCCUCAAGAUGCAGUCGCACGGCCAGUGGAUCGAGGUGGACCGCACGGAGGUGAUGCGCAGCUGCGUAAACCCCUCCUACUCCAAGGUGUUCACCCUGGACUUUUACUUUGAAGAGGUGCAGCGUCUGCGCUUUGAGCUGUACGACAUCAACAGCAACUACAACGACGUGAAGGACGUUGACUUCCUGGGGGCGGUGGAGUGCACCCUGGGACAGAUCAUCUCUCAGAGGAAGCUGUCCAAAGCUCUGCUGAGGCCAGGAGGCAUCGUGGGAAAGACCAUCAUUACGAUCACAGCAGAGGAGCUGACUGGGAAUGACGACUACAUCGAGCUUUCUUUCAGUGCCAGGAAGCUGGAUGACAAGGACUUCUUCACCAAGUCCGAUCCAUUCCUGGAGAUCUAUCGCAUCAACGAGGACGCCACGCUGCAGCUGGUCUACAGAACAGAGACGGUGAUGAACAAUUUGAAUCCCGUGUGGAAAACCUUCAAAGUUUCCCUCAACUCCCUUUGCAACGGAGACCACGAGCGCAAGCUGCAGUGCACGGUGUGGGACUGGGACUCCAACGGUAAACACGACUACAUUGGAGAAUUUGAAGCCACCUUCAAGGAGAUGAGAAACGCCAUUGAUGGACGACAGGUGCAGUGGCCCUGCAUCAACUCCAAAUACAAAGUGAAGAAGAAGACCUACAAGAACUCUGGCAUCGUCAUCCUCAACCAGUGCAAGAUCAUCAAGAUGCACUCCUUCCUAGACUACAUCAUGGGCGGAUGCCAGAUUCAGUUUACCGUCGCCAUCGACUUCACGGCGUCCAACGGCGACCCCCGCAACAGCUGCUCACUGCACUACAUCCACCCGUACCGACCCAACGAGUACCUGAAGGCGCUGGUUGCGGUCGGCGAGAUCUGCCAGGAUUACGACAGCGACAAAAUGUUCCCGGCGUUCGGCUUUGGUGCUCGCAUCCCACCUGACUACCAGGUCUCACAUGACUUUGCUGUAAAUUUCAACGAGGACAACCCUGAGUGUGCAGGUAUCCAGGGCGUGGUGGAAGCCUACCAGGCCUGCCUUCCCAAGCUGCAGCUGUACGGGCCCACCAACAUCGCUCCCAUCAUCCACAAGGUGGCGCACUCGGCCUCGCAGGAAGUGCACACCAAGGAGGCCAUGCAAUACUUCAUCCUGCUCAUCCUCACCGACGGCGUCAUCACCGACAUGGCGGACACCAGGGAGGCCAUCGUGCAGGCGUCACACCUGCCCAUGUCCGUCAUCAUGGUGGGUGUGGGCAACGCUGACUUCAGUGACAUGCAGAUGUUGGACGGUGAUGACGGCAUCCUGCGCUCGCCCAGAGGAGAACCUGUCUUACGUGACAUCGUGCAGUUUGUCCCUUUCCACAACUUCAAGCAUGCGUCCCCGGCGGCACUAGCGAAGAGCGUGCUAGCGGAGGUGCCCCACCAGGUGGUGGACUACUACAACAGUAGGGGCAUCAAGCCCAAAGUGCCCAGCCAGUACCAUUCUACCAUGCCCUUUGGACCCUGAGGGCCCGCCUUCACCAUCAUGGCCGCCGCUCUCCUGAAAAGCACAACUUUUUGGUCUUUUUUCACCACCAA